This is a messenger RNA of Peromyscus eremicus (cactus mouse), 1130 nucleotides long. RefSeq names its product NUS1 dehydrodolichyl diphosphate synthase subunit (gene Nus1). Gene Ontology annotation, molecular function: ditrans,polycis-polyprenyl diphosphate synthase [(2E,6E)-farnesyl diphosphate specific] activity. NCBI's taxonomy places the organism in Eukaryota, Metazoa, Chordata, Mammalia, Rodentia, Cricetidae. The record is from RefSeq and is a predicted model, not a curated record. The transcript has 5 exons. Gene Ontology annotation, cellular component: dehydrodolichyl diphosphate synthase complex; endoplasmic reticulum membrane. The coding region runs from base 151 to 1032 and encodes 293 amino acids.
GUGUCGGCCGUGGCGAGGGGCUCGGGCGCGGGGGGUGGGGGGACGCGGAGCGAUGGCCCGCGCCGGCCGCUGGGGCGGAUAAAACCCCCCCGUCGCGCCGCGGGUGUGGGCCGGAGGGAGGAGACGGUGCCCGAGCGCCACCACAGGAGUAUGACGGGGCUGUACGAGCUGGUGUGGCGGGUGCUGCACGCGCUGCUCUGCCUGCAGCGCACGCUCGCCUCCUGGCUCCGCGUUCGCUUCGGCACCUGGAACUGGAUCUGGCGGCGCUGCGGCCGCGCCGCCUCCGCCGCGGUCCUAGCGCCGCUCGGCUUCACGCUCCGCAAGCCCCCGGCCGUCGGCAGGAACCGGCGUCAUCACCGGCACCCUCGCGGGGGACCCGGGCCCGCCGCCACCCACCCCCGGCUGCGCUGGCGCGCGGACGGCCGGUCCCUGCAGAAGCUGCCGGUGCACAUGGGCCUGGUGAUCACCGAGGAGGAGCAGGAGCCCAGCUUCUCGGACAUCGCGAGCCUCGUGGUGUGGUGUAUGGCCGUGGGCAUCUCCUACAUUAGCGUCUACGACCACCAAGGUAUUUUCAAGAGAAAUAAUUCCAGAUUGAUGGAUGAAAUUUUAAAACAACAGCAGGAACUUUUGGGCCUAGAUUGUUCCAAAUACUCACCAGAGUUUGCAAAUAGUAACGACAAAGACGAUCAAGUUUUAAAUUGCCCUUCAGCAGUGAAGGUGCUGUCCCCAGAAGAUGGAAAAGCGGAUAUUGUGAGAGCUGCCCAGGACUUUUGCCAGUUAGUAGCUCAGCAGCAGAGGAGACCCACAGAUUUGGAUGUAGAUCUACUAGACAGCUUACUUAGUUCACAUGGUUUCCCUGAUCCUGAUUUAGUGUUGAAGUUUGGUCCUGUGGACAGCACAUUAGGCUUUCUUCCCUGGCAAAUCAGAUUGACUGAGAUCAUCUCUUUGCCUUCUCACCUAAACAUCAGUUAUGAGGACUUUUUCUCCGCCCUUCGUCAGUAUGCAGCUUGUGAACAGCGUCUGGGAAAGUAGUGGUUCCUGCUUGCAUAAUACGAUUUCAGACUUUUGGAGAAAAGGACCCAAUUGACUCUGAUGUUUACAAAGUACCUAUAAAACCUUGUACACACCUA